AUGAUUUCUAAUAAAAAGCAUAUAUUAGUCAAAUAUCAUAAAAAUAAUUUAAAUAAAGUGAUUGAAAAAAAUAAUAAUAAAGAUAUUGAUAUACUGACAAAAUUAAAAUCUGUAGAAAAAGAUGUUUUAUUUAGAUAUUUAGAUAUAAUCAGUUUAGAUAAUAUUGAGAAUAUAUCACAAAUAAUUCAAAAAUAUUCUUCGACAUCUCAAGUAGAUCAAGAUUGCGGUGUAUAUGAACUUAUUCAGGAGACAUAUGCAAGUACUUCAGAUAAAAGACCAUAUGAUAAAACAAUAGAUGGUUAUAUAUUAAUGGCUUAUAAAACAAUGGAAGAUAUGUAUAGUGAAGAAUUUGCUCAUAAUUGGAAAUUAUGGUCUGGUAUCCGUCAUUUAUAUGCAAAAAUUCCUGCACCAUAUCAUUUUGAAGGAAUACAUUUUUAUAAAGAAUUAACUAAUAUUUGUCAAUUUAAGUACCUACUUAUAAUUGAUGUUAAAAAAUUAUUAUUUUAUGUGGCAACUACAUUAAAUGUACUUCAAACUGUAAAACCUAAACUUUGUGCUUAUGUUGGUGUUUAUAAGGAAAUUUAUAGUGAAAAUAAUAAAAAUAAUGAAACAAAUAAUAAUAGUAAUUUGUUUUCUACAAAAAAUGACAAUAAAAUUGAAAAAAAUGAAGGAAUUAAUAUGAAAAAAAAAAACAUUGAAGUAGGACAAAAAAUAGGAAUUAAUAAUAUUAGAAAAAAUUUAACUGAUAAAAAAAAAUAUAAUUGGUGUUCUAUUUUAAAUAUUGAAAAUAAAGAAAAAAAUAAGAUGAAUUUUGAAUUAAAAAAUAAAAUGGUUAAUAUUUCUAAAAUGAAUGAUGAAUUAAAUAUUCCAAUUAUUAAUUCAAGACCAUCAUUAAAUAAUGAAAGUAUUAAAACUACUGAAGGUAAUAAAAUAAAAGAAGGAAAAAAAAAACUUAAUAUUCAAAGCUCACUUCCUUUUUCAUUUUUAUAUAGAGAACGAAAAGAAUUGUUAAUGGAUGAGAAGUACUUAUCUCCUAUUUAUACAAGAAAUGAAUGGCUUACAUAUCCAAAUCAUGAAGGUAAUUUUUUAACAUAA
This is a messenger RNA of Strongyloides ratti, 1095 nucleotides long. RefSeq lists its product as hypothetical. The record is from RefSeq and is a predicted model, not a curated record. NCBI's taxonomy places the organism in Eukaryota, Metazoa, Nematoda, Chromadorea, Rhabditida, Strongyloididae. The transcript is spliced from 6 exons. Bases 1 to 1095 code for a protein of 364 amino acids.